GCAAGUUGCUGCACACACAGCGCGGUGCACGGCUUGAUGCCAUGGCACUUCCGAAUAUGCCAAGGACCACGCGUUGCUGCACUGGCACGGGCAGGCACCCGAUGCGGCCGUUGCCUCUAAUCCGAGAGGCUCAACCGUCAGAGCUGCGUGCCUGUGCUUCGUUGCUGGCCGAAGCCCUUGUGCCGAACGGCGGCGAGACUUCGCUUGGCAAGGUCCGCCGCUUGUUGAUGGCAAUCCUGGUGGAAAUCUCUCUAGUGCAACGAAUGAUGAUUGGAGCUUUCCAUGAGGGGAGACGAUCCUCGCAGAACUAUCAGCUCCUUCUGGUCGAUGGAAACAGUGGGCCUCAAGCCGUUUGCGAGCUGCAAACAGAUGGGAACACCAUGAAGCUGUCCAGCCUGGCGGUCCGCGCCAGCUGCCGCCGGCGGGGCCUGGCGCGCAGGCUGCUGCGGCGCACGGUGCGGAGGGCGAAGAAGCUGCGGUGCCAGGCGGUCCAACUGGACGUCUACGAAGACAACGUUCCGGCCACGGAUCUUUACCGAUCGGUGGGCUUCCGGCGCUUCGGUUGGACACCAGUUGUAAACUUGGAGCUGGAAGCGUUGUUGGGGAGAACUUGUGGUCGCUGGCGCUUAAACCUUCUCUCGGAGGAGAUGGAUGCGGACUCCGCUCUUGCGGAUGCGGAGGCAGCGCCCACGCUGGCGGACUUGGGGGCAGAGCUGAGCAAAAGACUUCUGUACCAGGUGUUCCUUGGGAUGGUUCUCUCGUCACUCUUCCAAGCAGCUUUUGGACAAGGUUGAAGGUCAAGUUGAUCUUGGUGCGCAGGCCCGAAUUGGCUCUUCAGUUUCUUGUAUCACGGGGUUUCAGUUAAUUAGCCGCUCAUCAGACGGAGUGUGGAAGGAACCCUAGGCCCCAUGUGAUGCAUUUCAAGAUACACGCCUCGUUUGCGGUCCCAACUGGAAGGUGUGUGCCUCAGAUUACGAGCCAGACAUUGAUGAUAUGCGAAAGCAAGUGCGCAUAAAGUAGCAAGCGUUUUGCUUCUUCGUCUCUCUACCUUUGUGUUGCAACCAGCUUUGCGUGUGCUUUCUUAAAGCUUUGACCACCCCAUACUACUAAGCCGACCGCCCCGAUCGCGCAGCUCAAAACGGGGCGACCGCGGUCUAUGAGAUACAAGAACCGAUGAAGAAAAGCACUUGAUUGUGGGCCCAGACGGGGGCACGAAGAGGACGCCUGGACCCGCAGCUCGCUGCGGCACGAAGAGCGCUGAAUCACGAGACAUCUGGUGGCGAGAGCAUCGUCGAUUUCAUUCCUUCACGAAAGGCAGAGCGUCAGAGAGAUGUCAGAGAGAGGGGGAGCAGAAGACGAGACGACUAGGUUCAGAGCCAGAAACUUCUUGUUUUUCAAUCUAACUUGCCAUGGCAAAGAAGCGCCGCGCACAGUUUGCCGAUUUCAGAGAUCUCAAAGAUCAACACCAAAAUCUCUUCGGCUUGUUGGUGCAUCUGGCACAGUGCUUCCCUCAGCUACCCAAAAAUCAUUGGGGCCAGGCAUGGCGGCAUGGCCACAGGUAGUGCGAUACAUUCAAUUCUGGACCUUGAUCCAUGCUCAUUAGCAUUCUCAUAUUAUCAUCCACUAGCAUCAUCGUUUCUGUCGUGUUUGAUUUUUGCUUUCAUUGCUUUUGGAGUUGGAGUCUUGGCGAUGUCGUCAGAUGUUUCCCAGCACAUCGCGGCAAUUUUUUUGGAAGCGUGACGUGGAGCCCGAAUUUCUCCACGAGGUGCAAGCUCCAAGAAGAAAAGGGAGAGGACCCUACGCACAA
Molecule: messenger RNA, 1807 nt
Organism: Durusdinium trenchii
Lineage: Eukaryota; Dinophyceae; Suessiales; Symbiodiniaceae
Source: the annotation of a GenBank genome assembly